Messenger RNA from Erinaceus europaeus (western European hedgehog), 2008 nucleotides. It is a transcript of the gene NRN1, whose product is annotated as neuritin 1. Lineage: Eukaryota; Metazoa; Chordata; Mammalia; Eulipotyphla; Erinaceidae. The transcript is spliced from 3 exons. The record is from RefSeq and is a predicted model, not a curated record. Bases 431 to 973 code for a protein of 180 amino acids. Gene Ontology annotation, biological process: neuron projection extension; nervous system development. Gene Ontology annotation, cellular component: plasma membrane.
GAGAUUUCGUUGGGGUCCUACAUUAAUCUGACCAAUCAUAUUAAUUCUCUUUUCUGAGGACUAUAAAUGGCGAUUCUCUAGCAAGGUGUCUUUAUUAUUUUUAUUUUAUUUUUUUUAAUCCUCCCGUGUCAUCCCCCACGUCAGGCCUGCUCGUGGGCGUGAGGCUGUACUUCCUCCGCCCUCUCCUAAUGGAGUGAACCAUUCCCAGUUCCCCCCACCCCCUGGCUCAGCCUGCCUCUCUCUCUCUCUCUCUCUCUCUCUCUCUCUCCCUCGCUCCCUCUCUUUUUCUCCUCCCUCUGCCUUCCCCGUGCAUAAAGUCUCCCGUCGCUCCUGGAACUUGUUGGCAAUGCCUAUUUUUCAGCUUUCACCCUCUUUCUCUGAACUAACUAUCUAAAGGUCUGCGGUCGCAAAUGGUUUGACUAAACGUAGGAUGGGACUUAAGUUGAAUGGCAGAUGUAUUUCACUGAUCCUCGCGGUGCAAAUAGGUAAGUGGCCACCCGGUCGGGGUAGCUCCGGGAGGGUGGCGGGGGGCGGAGCCCAACCCCCCUCCCCCAAACAUCACCAGGGCAUCUUAGGGGUGACUUUCCUCUGCUACGGAGUUUUGAAGGUGAAGGUGGAGGUGCCGUUGUGGGUGGGGAGUUUGUUAGGCUGCACCCCAGUUCCCCCGAAUGAACCCAACCCCUCUUCUCUCUCUGUUCUGUUUUUUGUUUGUUUGUUUGUUUGUUGUGUUCUGUCCCUCGCCAGCUACUGGGAGGAUUUCCACAGCUGCACUGUCUUGGCCCUCACGGAUUGCCAAGAAGGGGCGAAAGAUAUGUGGGAUAAACUGAGGAAAGAAUCCAAGAACCUCAACAUCCAAGGCAGCUUAUUCGAACUCUGCGGCAGCGGCACCGGGGCGGCGGGGGCCCUGCUCCCGGCGCUGGCGGUGCUCCUGGCGGCUCUCUCGGCAGCUUUGGCGACCUGGCUCUGCUUCUGAGCGCGGCCCGCGCCCGCACCCGCCCGCACUCACUCCAUGCGCCCGGACCUGCGAGGAACAUCCAUUCGUUCUCUGGGGACCUUGUGAUUCUCUGUGAUGCUGAAAACACUCACCAUGUAGGAUUGUGGGAAACCCUGGUUCUCUCUUCCUAUUUCUUUUCUUUUCUUUCCUUUUUUUUUUUUUCUUCUUUUCCCUCCUCAUUUCGUUUGGUUUACUUGUGUAUUUUCUUGGCCCAGUGUUACCCAUCCGUGUCGAGCAAGCACAGCCCAAAUCGAACCUCACACCAAAAAGAAUAAGAAAAUGUCAAACCCACACCCUCCCCCUCCCUAUUAUUAUUAUUAUUUUAGCUUUGGAUUUAUUUAUUUUUGUCAAAAAAAAUCUCAGGAAUGGCCCUGGGCCACCUACUAUAUUAAAGAUGUUAACACAUGACAAAGAAUGGGCCCCUCCUACCGAGAGGGAGAGGCGGGGAGAAGGGUAGGGGGAUGAAAUCAAGAGAGAUGUCCUCACGCUAGCGGAUGGUGAAUAAUUCAAGCUCACAUCUUUCUUCCACAGUAUCUUGUUUUGAUCAUUUCCACUGCACACUUCUCCUCAAGAAAAAAAAAAAAAAAGCGAGAAAGGACCGAUUGUGACAGGGUUUUUUUUUGUGUGUUGGGAAGGGUAGGGUGGGGGGCCAAGGAAAAGAGUCCAGGAGAUCUUGAGUUCCAAGGUCACGGGAAGAUGUGAUGUCGCUGACAGGCAAAGCUUUACCUGCUGUUUCGAUGCAUCUUACCACAUCCACUGCCUUUCUUUUCCCUCCUAUCUUGUUUUAGCUGUUACACACACAGUAAUACCUGAAUACCCAACGGUAUAGAUCACAAAGGGGGGGGAUGUUAAAUGUUAAUCUAAAAUAUAGUUAAAAAAAAGAUUUUGACAUAAAAGAGCCUUGAUUUUAAAAAAGAGAGAGAUGUAAUUUAAAAGUUUAUUAUAAAUUAAAUUCAGCAAAAAAGAUUUGCUACAAAGUAUAGAGAAGUAUAAAAUAAAAGUUAUUGUUUGAAA